Pantherophis guttatus is the source of this 1171-nucleotide messenger RNA. RefSeq names its product olfactory receptor 5T17-like. Gene Ontology annotation, cellular component: membrane. Lineage: Eukaryota; Metazoa; Chordata; Lepidosauria; Squamata; Colubridae. The record is from RefSeq and is a predicted model, not a curated record. Gene Ontology annotation, molecular function: olfactory receptor activity; G protein-coupled receptor activity. Gene Ontology annotation, biological process: G protein-coupled receptor signaling pathway.
CACUCAUAUGAAUUUUUCAAAACUUAUUGCUUUUCUUCAUCUUCCACAUUUCUUUUACCUUGCAGGUCUGGAAGGAAAAUGACAGAAGAAAACAGCACCACAAAAGUCAAGGAUUUUGUCUUUGUAAGUUUCACCAACAAGCCUGUCCUGAAGAUCAUCCUUUUUUUGGUGUUCCUGGUCUUUUACAUGGCUACAUUGGUGGGCAAUAUAGGAAUGAUUGCUUUAAUAAGGGCCAGCCCCCAACUCCACACUCCAAUGUACUUCUUCCUCAGCAAUCUGUCCUUUAUAGAUUCAUUAUUCUCCUCUGUGGUUGCCUGUAAGUCUUUGGUGAAUUUCCUGGAAGAUAAGAAAUCCAUUUCCUUUAUUGGGUGUGCCAUGCAGAUGUACUUUGUCAUAGGCUUGGCGAGUGCGGAGUGCUUUCUCCUUGCAGCAAUGGCCUAUGACCGAUACGUGGCUAUCUGCAAACCUUUGCAGUACCCAGUCCUCAUGUCUCCCAGAGCCUGCAUUCUUCUGAUGGCAGGUUCCUAUCUCCUGGGCUUUUUCCAUUCCCUUCUACAUACCAUUUUCACUUUCAGAUUGUCCUUCUGUCGGUCUGAGAUCAAUCAAGUAUAUUGUGACAUCACAGCCCUUCUAUUACUCUCCUGUACUGACACUCACCUAAAUGAACUUCUCAUUUUUUAUGUGGCUGGACUGGUAGAAACAACUACCGUGCUGUGUGUUUUGCUUUCAUAUAUAUAUAUUCUUGCCAACAUUAUGAGGAUCAGUUCAGCUUCAGGCAGGCUGAAAACCUUCUCCACUUGCACUUCACACCUAACUGCAGUUACCAUCUUCCACGGGGCAAUCCUCAUUUUACAUUUCCGAUCAAAAUCAAGCAAUGGAUCCCCCAUCCAGGACGUGAGUGACAAAAUUCUUGCUAUUUUCUAUACAAUUGUUAUCCCUCUGCUGAACCCUUUGAUUUACAGCCUGAGAAACAAGGAGGUGAAGGACGCCUUAAGAUGUUUUUGGAGAAGAGCAUGGACAAAAUAAAUACAUUUUUUUUAAAAAAGCAAACAAACAGCUUUAUUUAUUUAUCAGAUUUUUAUCCCACUUUUAUUACUUUAUAAGUAACUCAAUAUACGUUCCUCCUCUUUUGCCCACAAGUACCUUACGAGAGUCCCAAAGACGCUUUUUC